Molecule: messenger RNA, 1042 nt
Organism: Phodopus roborovskii (desert hamster)
Lineage: Eukaryota; Metazoa; Chordata; Mammalia; Rodentia; Cricetidae
Gene: Rnf212b
Product: ring finger protein 212B
Exons: 15
Coding region: 102-914 (270 amino acids)
Biological process (GO): reciprocal meiotic recombination; homologous chromosome pairing at meiosis; protein sumoylation
Cellular component (GO): synaptonemal complex
Molecular function (GO): SUMO transferase activity
Source: RefSeq, a predicted model, not a curated record
GGAGGGCGCGCCGGGCGGCGGCUGUGUGCUUUCCCGCCGUUUCCAGCGCCUCGUGAGAGAAGCGGAUGUCCUGAGAGCCGAAGCGCGGGAUCCGGAGCCGAAUGGAUUGGUUUCAUUGCAACCAGUGUUUCCGAAAGGAUGGGGCCCAUUUCUUUGUCACCAGCUGUGGCCAUAUUUUCUGUAAAAAGUGUAUGACUGUGGAAAAAUGUGCUGUUUGUGGAAGUCAUUGCAAGCAUCUGGCUCUUUCUGAUAAUUUAAAGCCUCAAGAGAAGAAGUUCUUCAAAAGCCCUGUAGAGACAGCCUUGCAGUGUUUUAGUCACAUCUCUCAGGUUUGGUGUUUCCAGAAGAAACAAACAGAUCUUCUUAUUGCCUUUUAUAAGGAUAGAAUUACAAAAUUAGAAGCAGCUGUGAAGGAGGCCCAGCAAACAGUGGUUAGCCAGAACAAAGAGCUAUCAGUCUUGAGAAAGGAGAAUGGAGAACUGAAGAAAUUUCUAGCCAUCCUAAAGGGAUCUCCAAGCUGCUACUACGGAAGCAGAUUAACCACACCUCGACCAGUGGGCAUUACUUCCCCAUCACAAUCAGUUGCUCCACGCCCAAGUUCCCAGCAUAGCAGCCAAGUGGUCAGUCGUUCUUCUUCUAUGGAGUCUAUCCCUUAUACAAUGCCUGGCUUUGGUAAUGUGGAACAGAAACCCCUUCACCAGCUUCAACUCAUAGCCUCUCUUACAGACCUUCAUCUGCUUCCUCUGGACAGGGGAUCUCUUUUAGAACAUUCCUCAGUGGGGACUCAGGCCACACAGGAAUCCUCACUCCCAACAAUUCUGGUCAGAGGGAGAGCAGAGCCACACCAGAGAAUCUUCCUGGUUUCCAACUUCCAGUCCUACAGACGUUCUACCAACAGAGGCAGAUGGGAUUAGCCAGGAGAGAAGGAUGGAGCAUUUCCAGAUAGACAUCUCUUUUGCAGGUUCUAGAACCAUGGAAUGAGCAAGUGGAGUUAACAGCCUGCUAUCACUACUGAAGCAUCAAUAAAUCUUAUCAUCUGACU